AGUAAAUCUAACGACGACCGUCGUGUAGCCAACGUGCGAAACGGUCACUAAACAAAACAGGACGCCAACUGACCAACGAUACCGACGAAUCAAAGCGUUCUCUCAAUUACAGUUAAUUUUCAGCUGAAUUUUUUUCUGUAUAUAUAAUUAUAUUUGUACUUGGCAUAACGGUAAACUUCAAUUUUAAAAUUUAUUUAUUUAUUCAGGAGAUCAUAAAGAAAAUUUUUAUUGAUAGAACUAAAGCAAUGUUUUUUAUGUUGGUGCACAUUGAAAUAAAUAAAUGAGAAUAGAAAUACAAUACAUGUGUAUUCAAGAAAUUGUUUCGCCCGCUUCUUCCUUGCUUCGUGCCCCUUAUAUUUAAAUACGGGGUUGAGAAAAUGGAUUCGUCUUCUAGUAGCAUAGAAGAGCUGCAAGCAUACUUCAAAACACACAACAAAAUUAGAGAGUAUCAAGCUCACGCAUCGAAAGUGCACUCAGUGGGUUGGAGUUGUGACGGCAGGCGACUUGCGUCGGGAUCGUUUGACAAGACAGUGGUUAUAUUUUUCUUGGAAAAGGAUAGACUGACGAGAGAGUUCACGUUCAAGGGCCACGGAGGAAGUGUGGAUCAGCUGUCGUGGCACGCCUCGAACUGCGACCUGCUGAGCACUGCCAGCGGUGACAAGAGCGUCAGAAUAUGGGACGCCAGGUCCCAGAAGUGCGCUGCCACCAUCCUCACUAAAGGAGAGAACAUAAACAUUUCAUGGUCUCCCGAUGGCAACACCAUAGCUGUGGGCAACAAAGAAGAUCUUGUCUCAUUCAUCGACACCCGCAUGCAUAAGAUCAAGGCAGAAGAGCAGUUCAACUUUGAAGUGAACGAGAUAUCGUGGAACAAGAAGAACAACUUGUUCUUCCUAACAAAUGGGCAAGGCUGUAUCCACAUUCUGAGCUACCCAGAGCUGAAGCUGUUGCACAUCCUUAAAGCUCAUCCUGGCACUUGUAUCUGCAUCGAGUUCGACCCCACCGGUCGCUAUUUUGCAACUGGCUCUGCAGAUGCGCUCGUCUCACUUUGGGAUGUUGAUGAGUUGGCUUGUCUUCGCACCUUUAACAGGCUGGAGUGGCCGGUGAGAGCCAUCAGCUUCAGCCACGACGGCCUCCUGCUGGCCUCGGCGUCCGAGGACCUGGUGAUCGAUGUGGGCGAGGUGGCGACGGGCGAGCGGGUGGCAGACUUCUCCGUGGAAGCGGCGACCUUCACCGUGGCGUGGCACCCCAGCCAGUACCUGCUCGCCUACGCCUGCGACGACAAGGACUCGUACGACCGCAAGCGCGACGCCGGCAGCCUCAAGGUGUUCGGCUUCCCGUCCGACUGACCUGGCCGCUCGUUACUUUCUCAAUAAAUUAUUAUUAUCUUUACUGUC
Molecule: messenger RNA, 1394 nt
Organism: Bacillus rossius redtenbacheri
Lineage: Eukaryota; Metazoa; Arthropoda; Insecta; Phasmatodea; Bacillidae
Gene: tex
Product: THO complex subunit 3
Exons: 5
Coding region: 378-1346 (322 amino acids)
Biological process (GO): mRNA export from nucleus
Cellular component (GO): THO complex part of transcription export complex
Molecular function (GO): protein binding
Source: RefSeq, a predicted model, not a curated record